Molecule: messenger RNA, 1308 nt
Organism: Acanthosepion pharaonis
Lineage: Eukaryota; Metazoa; Mollusca; Cephalopoda; Sepiida; Sepiidae
Source: the annotation of a GenBank genome assembly
AUGCCAGCUUUCUCUUUCUCUCUCACCACUGAUUUCUUUCAGGAUGUCUCAGCUGAUCUUGUUUUUGCCCUCUCGGUGAACGAAGCUAUUUUUUCUGUCCUCUUAGGAAUCCGGUAUUGGGGUGUGAUUUUGAUUUCCCGUUGUUUUUAUUUUCUUUAUCUUGAUAUUUUUUUCUCUCUCUUCACAGAAGUCGAUGCGUCUAGCGGCAAUCCCAUUUUUGAUGACGUACCUUCCGAUUCAGAAACAAACGAAUCUGACACAGAUGAUUUUGUAUUUGACGAUUGCCCGUUGUCAACUUUUUCUCUGCAAUCGAAUAUCGACAAAAAGUAUUUUACAGUACUGGACAUUGCUCAUAAUACGGGUGAAAAAUUGGAUAAAAUACGGGAGCUUUGCCAGCCGAACAUCUUCACGAUGAAAUUUGACAAGUUUGUCAACGAAACGAAAUCCUUGGCAUGCUUGCAGGCGACAAUGUCGAGAAUCAUAGCUCAAAAGAGCGAUUUCGUUGAACUUAUCGAUGCUGACGAAUACAACAACGCCAUGGCGGUUCUCUCAGGCAGACCUUGUAACGACUCGAAGAAAAUCUUGCCGCUUAAUCAUCCUUCAACCAGUACCAAUUCCAAAAUAGGCACCAACAGCAGCAAAUGCAAAGAUCAGAUUUCCGACAAGGCAUUUAAUGGACAAGAACGUGCGUUGGAUAAGGACAUUCCGCUCAGCCCUUUUUCCAUGUCGGAUGACGAAGCCUCGCACUUAGACGUGGCAAAUUCUGGCUAUUUCGAGGUGUCUCCUGAUUUGUCCACAUAUUCGGCCAAAGAAAACACUACCGUAUCCACUCGAACUGCUAACGUUACGACAACAUUAGCAACCAAAAUCGAAUCUGUUAGUACCGCGGAAAAAUCGCACUCGACCAAAAUAAGUGACGAUUCUGACAAUUACCAGGAAUCUGUGGCCGAAACGUCCGUUCCAACAUUGUCUUUCAAAGACAAAUUUGUUGGCGGACAAACAAGGACUACAAAGAAAAAACGUGUAGCUAUGGACAGCGUAUUUCCAGGGUCUAAGUCGGCCACAGCCACGGUUGCCGGUGCUGCAACGUCUGUGCGUCACAAUGGUCACUUCACGAUAAAAAUGGGUAAUCUGCCCGACGAUUACUAUCAGGCUUUUGGGAUUGACCAAACUGGAGGGGUAAGUGAUCACAGUGGCAAAAGCCCGAGGAAAAUAUCGAAAGACCCACCCCAUUCUUAUACUGAAAAUUUGGACUGUAGUAAGAAAGAUCAGAUUCCGACAGAUUCCUCAGUAGUAAUCGAUCGGUGA